Anastrepha ludens (Mexican fruit fly) is the source of this 853-nucleotide messenger RNA. It is a transcript of the gene Vti1b, whose product is annotated as vesicle transport through interaction with t-SNAREs homolog 1A. Lineage: Eukaryota; Metazoa; Arthropoda; Insecta; Diptera; Tephritidae. The record is from RefSeq and is a predicted model, not a curated record. Gene Ontology annotation, molecular function: SNARE binding; SNAP receptor activity. Gene Ontology annotation, biological process: macroautophagy; Golgi to vacuole transport; regulation of protein localization to plasma membrane. The transcript has 2 exons. Bases 116 to 481 code for a protein of 121 amino acids. Gene Ontology annotation, cellular component: ER to Golgi transport vesicle membrane; Golgi apparatus; late endosome membrane.
UUGUGAACUUAAUUGCGCACAACACAGAUCAGCUGCUUGUUAUUAUUUUUAAUUUUUCACUCUUUAUCUAAUUAAUUGCGUCAAAAGCGGGAAAUUAAAUGAAAAUUUAUUAGCAAUGUCGCGAGGAUAUAAUUGGCAAACCGCUACAGAGCGCGAAAACACUGCCCAGUCCCAAUUAGUCACAAACACUUAUGACGUACUUGAGCGAAGCUCGGCGAGCAUACAACGUUCGAACCAAGUUGCUAUAGAGACUGAGCAAAUUGGCACGGAAGUUUUAACGGAACUCAACGAACAACGAGAAUCUUUAUUACGUUCAUCACGGCGACUUCAGGAUGCAGACGCAGAUAUACGGCAAUCAAGAAACAUUAUAAGAAAAUUGCGUCGUGAAGUGCUUUACAACAAACUCAUACUGGUGCUAAUUAUCGUUCUGGAAAUAUGUGUUUUGGCCGGAUUAAUAGUUAUUAAAUUUGUACGCUUUUAAUUUUAUAUAUUGAUAUGUAUGUGUACAGAUAACACACUCUAUACGAGUACACCACGAAUUGAUUAGCUCGGUUUAAGAUGUAAACUGUAAACUUUAUUCGAAACAUUUCCAUGUCAGGUUGCUUAACAUUUUUGUAAAUAACAACUUUCCUAGAGCAUAAGCUAUAUAAAGGUGUGAUAUACGCAAAUGGUAAUGCAACAGGUCUACGUGUCAUAUGGAGAGUUUUAUAUUUAUAUUAUGAAAUAUUGAUUAGUGAUCAAUACACACUUAGAGUAAAUAUAAUAUGUAUAUGUAUUCGCAUAAAAACUAUAAUAUUUAAUAGAUGAUUUAGGUAUAUAUAUAUUUUUAAUAAAUACACAAAAAUGAUAACAA